AUGGCGCUGAAACCUCUCUUCCCCCCUCCCCCAAUUCUUUCUGAAGAGAAAAAAGUCCCAAAAGCUGACUUUUGGAGGAGGGGGAGGGAUGGGGGCUUCUUCCUUUUUUUUUUUUGUUUUUCCAAUCAGGCGCUCUGUUAGCCACCUAUGGCCUCGGAGGCGAUGGCGAGGCCCACCUGCAGGGGGCGCUGAGGAGGCGCUGCGGCCAUUUUUCCCCUCAGGCGGGCCGAGUGACGUCAUCAGGGCGCGCGGGCGACGCCAGGGGAGGCGGAAGGGAGCCGCGAAGGGAUGCUGGAGGCGCUGCUGUCCGGGGCCGCCGAGGGGCUCCUCCUCCUCCAGGAUGCAGUUGCUUGCGAAGGACGCUCCCUGCUGAAGAGCUUCGUCACAGCUGCCGCCCAGCGGGCAGAGUGUCUCCACGUUCUCAGUUUUGAUCUCUCAGAAUUGGAAUUCAAGGCUGGGCUGAGCACUGAAGUGACCUCCCGGAUAUUGUUUCAUGAUGCUUUCCCAGAUCCCCUGGGCUGGUGCGGGAGAGGCAGCGGCCUGACCCUGGGAGAAUUCUCCGCUUCGGGAUUGGCGUCCCGCCUGGCUUCAACCUCACAGGGAUCCGCCACGAUCGUGCUGGAUUCCCUCAGCUGGCUGCUACUCCGCCUUCCCUUUCCCUCCGUCUGCCAAGUGCUGGCACAGCUGCCCAGGAGAGCGAAUGCUGCUGGGCUGAAAAUUGUCCGGAUUGUGGCGCUCGUCCACGGGGAUUUGCACCCGCCUGCCCAGCUGGACGUGCUGAAGACGUUGGCCCGCCUGGUGGUGACCCUGCAGCCGGGACCGGGGAGCGGACGAAGUGGGGAUGGGACCCCCCAAACCGCUGUCGUCCUCCAUAGAGAGAGGGGGAAGAGGCUUCUGCAGAAGACAGAACUCUUCAGCAUCCUCCCGGGGUAUGGGUUCAAAUUCCUCGGCGAGCUGCCACCGAAAGGCGUUUCCAAAGAGGACGAGGCAGAGGAAGGACGGGAAACCGCAGAGGUUGAUCCGACGGCCCGUCUGACCUUCAACCUGCGUCUCACGGAGGCCGAGCGCCAAGCCAGGGAAUCGGUGCCUCUCCCGUACCACUUCAGCGAGGAAAAGAAGUCCUCUCUGCUACAGACAUCAACCGAGGAAGGGAAAAUCUACUACGAACCGGACGCGGCCGAUGACUUUGACGAGGAAGAUCCCGAUGACGACUUGGAUGUGUGAAGGAGAAAUGGGGGAAAUCUGUUUUUUUCCAGAUCUGGGACUGGAAUCCUUCCACCUCUUCCCGGAGAGCUGCUUUUCUUGACAACGAUGGCGGACAGAACCAGUUGGCCGCUGGGAAUGGGACUGGCAGGGCAAAUCGGAACCCGGGGCCACCCGAAGAAGAAAAAAACAGUCCAGAUUUGCUGCUUCGUUCGUCUGGAAAAGGACAGGAGUAAAAAAAAAACCAAAAAAAAAAGCGACUUUCAGGAAAUCGGUUUGGAUCCCGGAUAGGAGGAGUGAUUUGGUAUCAGCCAUCCUUUUGAGGAAGGAGAGAUUCGUAGCCGGGCAGCCAAUAAACUCAUCUGAAUGCCGACAGGACUGGCUCUAAUACAAUGGAAUAGAAUAACAGAUCUGGAAGGGACCUCGGAGGUCUUCUAGUCCAGCCCCCUUCUCAAGCAGGAGACCCUAUGCUAUUUCAGGCCAACGGUCGACCAAUCUCUUCUUGAAAACCUCCAGGGAUGGAGCGCCCACAACUUCUGGUGGCCAGCUGUUCCACGGGUUAAUUGUUCUCACUGUUCAGGAAAUUCCUCCUUAAUUCCAGGUUGCUUCCCUCCUUGAUUAAUUUCCAUCCGUUGCUUCUUCUCCUGCCUUUGGAGAAUAAUUUGACCCCCUCUUCUUUGGGGCAGCCCCUCAUAUACUGGAAGACUGCUCUCACGGCCCCCCCCCAAUCCUUCUUUUCUUUAGACUCACAAACCCAAUUCCUGUAAAAUCUUCAGGCCUUUGAUCAUCUUAGUUACAUAAAAACGAUAAACCAUCA
This is a messenger RNA of Pantherophis guttatus, 2020 nucleotides long. It is a transcript of the gene ELP5, whose product is annotated as elongator acetyltransferase complex subunit 5. Gene Ontology annotation, cellular component: nucleus; cytosol; elongator holoenzyme complex. NCBI's taxonomy places the organism in Eukaryota, Metazoa, Chordata, Lepidosauria, Squamata, Colubridae. The record is from RefSeq and is a predicted model, not a curated record. Gene Ontology annotation, molecular function: tRNA binding. Gene Ontology annotation, biological process: tRNA wobble uridine modification.